Musa acuminata AAA Group (dessert banana) is the source of this 2828-nucleotide messenger RNA. RefSeq names its product ubinuclein-1-like. Lineage: Eukaryota; Viridiplantae; Streptophyta; Magnoliopsida; Zingiberales; Musaceae. Bases 146 to 2536 code for a protein of 796 amino acids. Gene Ontology annotation, biological process: chromatin organization. The transcript has 14 exons. Gene Ontology annotation, cellular component: nucleus. The record is from RefSeq and is a predicted model, not a curated record.
UAUCUUUGUCCGAUUAAGACCUUGACAUUGGGACAAUACCGCGCCUUCCCUCGCGAGCCAAAGCGAUCGGUCCGAUCGAUCUCUUCCCCCAUACUUCUAACCCUAAAAGUCUCUCAUCUUCUUUGCAUUAGGAUCCCCACCCACCAUGGAUGACCAGAAAGGGGCCCACGUUAGGGCCUCCUUAUCCCUCUCCUCUGUCUCAGCUUCGUCUUUCGCUGCCGCCGCGCCCCCGAAGGAGGAGCUGCUGCCUCCCGUAGGCGGCGGCCAGAGGGUGCGGUUCUCGGUGGAUCUCAAGCCCGGGGAGACCACCAUCGUUUCCUGGAAGCGGCUGCUUAAGGAGUCCAGUAAAGGGAGCGGGGGUGGAUUCCCUCCCAAUGCUUCAGCGGCUGACCCACUUCUUGAUUCCCUCGCCCAAGCAGGUGGUCCGCCUGCAGCAAAUGAAUUAGAAGAUGCAGUUCCACCUACAAAUCGUUUUAGUGCAGUUAUUGAGAAGAUUGAACGCCUGUAUGUGGGCAAACAAAGCAGUGAUGAAGAACUUGAUGAUAUCCCAUGUGACGAUCAAUAUGACACCGAGGAUUCUUUUAUAGAUGAUACUGAGUUGGAUGAAUAUUUUCAAGUGGACAAAAUGUCAACCAAGCACAAUGGGUAUUUUGUCAACAAAGGAAAGUUAGAGCAGAUUGAGCCUAGCACGUCACUUAAGGAGGCACCAAGCAAAAGAAGAAGAAACGACUCCACAAAACUGCAUGGUGAUGGUAAUGUCCUUGUUCCCAGUGGCCCUGUAAAUGUUGACAAUAUGCACAUCAAGGAUGCUGCUAGGAAUGCACCAGAGGUAGGAAGGAAACCAAAGCCUGGAAAAAUUUAUGCAACAUAUGGUGUUGGUGAACAUUACAGUGAAGAAGGCAGACAUAUAAAAUAUAAAUCAAAAGGCACUACAACAGCCUACAAAAGUAAAUCUUCUGAUUUCACCAUCAAAUCAGAAAAACAAUCAACCAAGGUAUCUGAUUCCUUGCAAUCAAUCAUGAGAGUGCCGUAUAAGGAUGGUUUUUUGCGACCUUUGGAACUAAAGUGUCUUGAUAAGCAUAAAGAUGUAGUACUUGCUUUAAAAAAUACUGGCCACAGGUCAAGAGCAUGUGAUUCAUUUGGUCCCUUGUACCAAGUAUCCUGCAAUGAAGGUCACAUGGAAUUUCAGUCAAAAAAAUUGCUACAUAGUGAUGCUGGAGAAGUAUAUGCUACAAUUCGAAGUAAGGAGAGAUAUGGCUCCGGUGAUUUUCUUGCUAUGAAUUCUCCUGGGAGUGCCCAUCCUAUGCAUGAAGCACAGCAUCUGUCCACAAGGGCGAAAGGAAGUUCCUCUGUCAGGCCUAAAGGGACCACACUUGAACGAGCCAUCUGUGACCUCGAAAAGAUAGUGGCUGAGUGUAGACCACCAAGUCUUGAUGUUCAGGAGGUGGAUCUGGCAUUUCAAGGCACUAAGAGGAGACUUCCGAAGGAAGUAAAGCAGAAGCUUGCUAAAGUUGCAAGAUUAUCGGCAAGCCAAGGUAACAUUUCUGAAGAUGAGCUGGUUGAUCGGCUUAUGGGUAUUCUAGGUCACCUAGUACAGCGCAGGACAUUAAAGGAGAAAAAGACUCUUAAGGUGAAUUUAGGAGAAAAGAACAUCGGUGCAUACUGUUCCACCUAUAUUUGCACGAGACAACAUGCCUUGAUUAGAAAUAUGAGAGUGAUGGUUGAAUUAGGUCUUUCAGCAAAACAGCAGAAAGCUGAUAGAUUCCAUCAAGUAAAAGGGGCAGCCACUGAGAUGAUCAGAGCACGUGUUUCUCAGUUGAAGUCCAAGUUACCUGAGCUACAAGAUGGUUCAGCUGAUAAUUUUCAGAAAAUUAAUAAUGAUGAAAAAAGAGUUUUGAAAGGAAGAUAUAGUAUGGAUUCUGCUCUAGAAGACAAGAUCUGUGAUCUCUAUGAUCUUUAUGUUGAGGGAAUGGAUGAAGACAAAGGCCCUCAAAGCAGGAAGCUCUAUGUAGAGCUUGCAGAACUGUGGCCCAGUGGUUACAUGGAUGAUGUUGGAAUUAAAGAUGCCAUUCAGAGAUCAAAGGAAAGGAAAAGAGCAAUUUAUAGUCACAAUAAGGUUCACAAUGAAGAGAGGAUCAAGAGGAGAAAGUUGGCUUCCACAGUGAGAGUGGCUGAGACUAAUCCAGCUGCUCAAUUACAAGCCAGACAAGAGAAGCCAGUUCCAAUCGUUGAUUCCACUGCUCAGUUUCUUGCUCCCUUGGAGAAGCUAGGUUGCAAUCGAACUGCUGCUACAACAGGCCGAUCAAUGGAUUGUAUCCCACCUACCAAUUCUGGACACCAUGUAUCAAAAAAGCCCAACAAGGUUAGAGCUGUUAAAGUGAGCACAAACUCUGAGGACACAAGCAAAGCUUCCAUGAAGAAAUUGAAAAAGUUAGAACCUGAGUUGGCUGAAACUCAGGUUCAUUCCCAGAGAGUUCCUAUUCAGCUUGUCACUGAGAAACAAAAUUUCCCAAGCUUCUGGAUGACACAAGCCUGAGUCACCAGCCCGAACUGGUGUUGAACUAUUAAGUGCUUCAGGUUCUGACGAGCCAAGCUGAUUUGUUGCAGCUUACACUUACAAAAGUAAUAUGCUAGUUUAGGUUUUAGUUGAUUUCUUCUGUUUCUUUAUUGUAUGACCUUAAAUCUGAAUCCUAGUCUUCUUAAUCUUUCCCACCAACCAAUCCCUUUGUGUAUUACAAUUUGAUCGUCUUUUGAUAGAUGCGCCAUCCUUUUCCUCCAUUUAACAGUUAUUCAACAAGUAGCUACCCCCUCAUAAGCAUUUGCUUUCA